AUGGGGAGGACAAAGAAGCACGGGAGGGUAUCGUCUCAAGAGCUGACCGAUCGUCGUGACUUUCUCCACGCUUCUCAUAGGCGAGGUGAUCAUGAUAAGGAUGUGUCGAGUGCUCGGAAGGCAGCUCGGAAGGUGACCCCUGAGGUUCCCGCUCAGCCGACUCCGGAGGUUCCUGCUCAGCUGACUCCGGAGGUUCCUGCUCAGUCGACGCCUGAGAUUCCUGCUGAGGCGACGCCUGAGGUUCCUGCUCAGGCGACUUCAGACGUGCCUGCUCAAGUGACUCCUGAGGUUCCUGAUGUGGCGAGUCCUGAGGUUCCUACACAGCCUGCUCAACCGACUCCUCAGCCUAUUCCUGAGGUUCCUACUCAGGCGACUCCUAAGGUUAGUGCUCGGCCUACUCAGGAUCCAUCUCCUCAGCCACUCCCCGAGGUUCCUGACCACGAUACUGCUGAGCCUUCCACCUCUCGACCUAAGUGUGCUGCAGUCGAGGAGGAGUUGGAGUUGGAGUCUGAGCCUGAGCCUGAGCCUGAGGCUGUUGUAUAG
Lotus japonicus is the source of this 543-nucleotide messenger RNA. Its product is annotated as vegetative cell wall protein gp1-like. The transcript has a single exon. NCBI's taxonomy places the organism in Eukaryota, Viridiplantae, Streptophyta, Magnoliopsida, Fabales, Fabaceae. Bases 1 to 543 code for a protein of 180 amino acids. The record is from RefSeq and is a predicted model, not a curated record.